AUGAUUGCGUAUCCAGAGGGUCAUCGUAAAAUUAGUGGGUUGAGCCCGAAUGCGAAGCAGGUUGUGCGUGACAUGACGAAGUCUAAGGUUGCACCGCGUAACAUCAUGGCGUCUAUUGCGGAGCAAUUUCCUGCUGAUCAUCCAAACAUCAGACACAUCUACAACUGCCGGAAUGACUUCAGAGAGGAGAUGUCUGAUGGGAGAGGAGUUGUUCAGCAAUUUCUACAUUCGGCGAGACAGAGUCAGUAUGUUUACUGGGUCAUGUCCGAUGAUGAAGGCGUUUUACAGCAUGCCUUUAUGGCGCACCCAGUCAUGGUAGACAUCCUACAGACGUACCCCUAUGUGAUCGGUUGGUGGACCGAGCACCACGACCCAAGUGUUGACGGUUGGGAUCAGCGUUACGAAGCUAGAAGGAACAUGUGGGAUGCCUUAAUUAGACAGUGA
Molecule: messenger RNA, 444 nt
Organism: Chenopodium quinoa (quinoa)
Lineage: Eukaryota; Viridiplantae; Streptophyta; Magnoliopsida; Caryophyllales; Amaranthaceae
Exons: 2
Coding region: 1-444 (147 amino acids)
Source: RefSeq, a predicted model, not a curated record